CUCCAACCGAUGCCAUUCGCCAUGUGGGUGACUCUGGCGAUAGUGGUAUGCGCAGCGCGUGGCACCCCAGCGGAUUGGAUGGAACGAAACUUUCAGCAGCUGCAGCACAAGACCUUGCUACAGUUGCCCCUGCCAGGAUCACACAACAGUGGCAACUACCAGGGUGGGUUGCAUGCAGACCUGCUGUGCCAGAGCGACUACAGAUACGAUGAAUAUUUGGCAAGUGAAAGUUCUCGGAUGCUGCAGACAUCUGGGAGAUCAGUCUUCAGCCGGAGCGAAUUUGAUCAACGAAUGAUCCCGUGGAAUGUGAAUCACUUUCAUCCCAUUCGGGCGCAGCUGCGGGAGGACGGCGUUCGAUUUUUGCACUUGAAGCUCUGCAAUUUCGGAGCACCAGGUGCGCCAACGAUGGAUCUCGCGACUGUGCGAUUCCAACACCGGGGAUACACCACGCGCGAAACGGUAGCAUCUACCAUACAGGAUCUGCGAGAGUUUCUGCAUGAGUAUUCCAAGGAGAUUGUGAUCUUAGGCUUCAACAACCUGCACAACAGCGAUUCCAAGUCCUUCGACAAAGCCGAUAUCGCUGCAUUGUCAGUGGCACUGGAGAUGGCCAUAGGUGCAGAAAAUCUCAUCAGUCACCAGCAGCUUUUGACGCAGAGCCUGGGUGACUUGGUGGCUGCUGGCCGGCGCCUGGCGGUUUUCGUCAAGGGCGCGGAGCCUGGUUCCCACGUCAUUCCCAGUCAGCCGGUCCUAGAUGAAAACUGGUCCCCAGUGAUGGCCAGUGGAGAUUUGGCCCAAAGCGCGCGGUGGCUGUUGGAGGACCUGUCAAGCUCCAAGAGAUCCAAGAGGACGGGGCGCUUCUACGUGAUGCAGGCGAAUCCAAACAAUGCCGAAAGCAAGAUCUAUGAAAGCAUGAACAGCAAUCAGCUGCCAGCCUCCAAUCUGGACUUCCUCAGAGGUUUCUUGCAGGAUUUGCAGGGUCUAGUGCUUGCUGCCACCCAUGCAGAUCCGGAUAUCCAGAUCAAUGUGAUCGACACUGACUUUCUUAGCAUCAGCCAGCCAUAUGCAACUGCAAUGCAACUGAUGGCCUUGCCCAAUGCAUCUCCUGUCAACAGUGAUCUCAGCUCCAGCUGGUGGCUACGACUCACAGCCCUGUGUGGGCUCUGUGGAUGUUUGCUUUUGAUGGGUUGCCAACGUCACUGCCAACAGCGCCUGGCAACUCUUUAGCCCGGCCUUUUCAAUGGCCGGCAGUCGACCAAAGGCGGCCAAAUGGCGAAUUGAGGGUGAGGUUGGAAAGUGGAUGACAUUUAUGAGAUGCGGAUACAGCAAUUGUUGAAGAAGAUGACGUGUGCGUAUGAUACAUAUUAUAUUUCCACU
Molecule: messenger RNA, 1374 nt
Organism: Cladocopium goreaui
Lineage: Eukaryota; Dinophyceae; Suessiales; Symbiodiniaceae
Source: the annotation of a GenBank genome assembly